This is a messenger RNA of Dujonia railenensis, 2265 nucleotides long. NCBI's taxonomy places the organism in Eukaryota, Fungi, Ascomycota, Pichiomycetes, Serinales, Debaryomycetaceae. The record is from the annotation of a GenBank genome assembly.
AUGUCUCAAGAAUAUCAAAACAAAGUAUUUGAGUCUAUCAAUCUAAACAACGAGCAUGGCGAAGAUGGGGACGAUGAUGACGAGUUGAUUUUAAAUCACACGCAGCAGCAUAAACAUAGCGGAGCGAAAGGAGGUACUAAAUCGACCUUCAGAUAUGUACCAGGAUCCGUUUCAGCUACUUCGGAUGAGGAAGACGAACCAGAUCCCAUGGAAUAUUUGUCGACAGAGCCGAAAAAGAGCCAACCAUCACAUGAACAUACCAACGCAUUCGUACUGCACAAUCUGGGAUCCUCCUCUGGAACAACAUCUACACCAACUGGGCUAACCCCUACAGAAAGUGCAUUUGUGGAGCAGCAGCCCCAUCAAAGAAUCAUUGACAGAGUCCCAAAUGUAGAAGAGGAUGUACUUUUUCUGAACCCAUCUGUAAUAUCUAGCGAUGAUCAUCGCCAACCACAUAAUACCCACCAGCGAAAAUCUGAUGAAUACUCAUUGAAGGAAUCGAGUCCCAGAGAAAGCUCUGCACGCUCCUCAAAUGUGUUUCAGUUUGCAAGGAAAGGUCCUCAUUCAGACAGUUCUAAUUCUGUAUCCUUGUCUACUUCUUCAUCGUCAAGUAGCUCGCCCAUUGAGUACGUUCUAAACCGUGCCAAAUUUCUCCAAAAUGAGCUUCAAAAGAACUUAUCCCUUCAGUCUAAAAUGCUUGAGAGUGGGGAUUCGAGACUUUCCAAACUCCGUCAAAUGAUAGCGCAGAAUUUUGAUCAAAUUGCUGAAAAUAAUGAAGCAUUGACAGAGCUAUAUUCUAAAGAUCUUGAUAAUACUCGCAGACUGUACGAACAAUUUCAAAAAUGGGAAAUCAGAAGGGAUAAAUUGCUUUCUAAGAUAAAACUGGUAAAGAAUCCUGAAAAUAAUAAGUACGGUAAGAAAUUGGCUUCAUUGGCUGAUGAAUCAAAGGAUAUAGAUAGUCAAAUUGUAGACUUGGAACUGAAGCUACAACAAUUGAGAGAAAAGAAAGUUUUAGUUAACCAGGAAAUCGAACUCACCAGUUCAGUUUUGGAAAGCAGAACGUCACAGUUUGUUGAAAGCUUUAAAAAUUUGGAGAUUCAGGGAAUAGCAGCCAUUCAAUUAAUACUAGACCAGAAUGGUGUUUCCAGAGUAGAGCAGGAGAAUACAGUAAGGAAAAUACCUGUUGACGUGACCUUUGGAGGAAGAUAUAGAAAAGAUCAAGUAGACGAAUCCGAACCAGUCCAAGAUUCUGUGGUGCCUGCAAAUUUUUCUCCUGCUCCCAAAAAACCUUCCAAUAUGACAAUUCAACCCUAUGUAAUACCUGAGACGGCUCUGGAAAAUGUCAUUACUCCAACACUUGCUAAUAGAUUAGUAUCACCUGUACCCACACCACGAAGCUCGGGCUCAUCUCCACACCCGUUAACGAAUCCACCGAGCAACAGCUCAAGUCCCUUUUCACCAUUCGAAAAAGGGUAUGCAAAGGGCACCAACUUAUCUCAUAAUGCGAAAGAGAGGCUAUCUACAUUUGUUUCCGAUAUACUAAUUCCCACUUUCAAUACUACACUUACCUCCUACAAAAAUAAUUAUGCAUCUGCUUCUUCAAACUUGGCUCAUGAGCCUUCCCUUGAUGAUGAAAAUAAUACAAUUCGAGAAAUGAUUGAUUUGGAACCUAUCCUUGGCCUUUUGAAGUAUAAAAUUAGUGCUCUUCAGGACCUAAUUCAAAAGAAUUUGCUAUUGUCUACAAACUAUCAUGAAUAUGGAAUAAUUUGGAAGGAUGUCAUUGACGUGAUUAAUCAAAUGGAGAGCAAAUUAUUCAAUCAUAUUUCCACAUCUAAAGUUCAAGGUAAUGAGAUGGAUGCAGAUAAAUUGGUCUUCAAUAUGUUAAGUGCAUGCCUUGAUAAGAUAAGAACAAGAUUCGAAGUUCAAGUUCAGUCAUCUAGGUUUUCUCAAGGUGAGAAACGUAAUCCUCUUUUUGCCGUACUUUUAAACGAAAUAAGAGCAGUGGUUUCUGCUAUAGCCAUGGUGUCGAAGGAUAAUAGCUAUUUGGAUAUUAUUGGUGAAUUAGAAGGGUUGACCGGUGAAAGUAAAGAUAGGAUCCUGGAGUCUCCUAAAAAUGGUAGGAAUACCAGCUCUCCAAUUCCAACUGGCUUCAUGAAUACAGUUAUUGAUCAUAGGAUGAGAGCUGAAAUAGAACUUUCAAGAAAUAAAGAGCAAAAUGUACAACCGUCCCAGAUACUCCAAGUGAAAAAGGAUAAGUUUAUAUGA